UCAAUCACCACUGCAGAAUAGCCUGGACCUUCAUAUAAACGUGUGAAAACUGUGUGGAAUGGACAGAAUAGAAGGACGAAUAGAGGAGAGAGGGUACUGGGGCAGUAAAGCAGAGUUUCUUCUGGCUGUGGCAGGGAAUGUGGUUGGACUGGGUAAUGUGUGGAGGUUUCCUUAUCUCUGCUACAAGUAUGGAGGAGGGGCGUUCCUGAUACCCUACCUGGUGUUUGUUGUUACCUGUGGGGUGCCUCUGUUCCUACUAGAGACCGCAAUGGGACAGUACACACGGGAAGGGGGUAUCACAUGUUGGCAUCGCCUCUGUCCACUGGCUGAGGGUAUUGGCUACGCAGGACAACUGAUUCUUCUGUACAGCUGCAUGUAUUACAUCGUCAUUCUGGCCUGGGCGCUUUUCUACCUCUUCUUCUCUUUCAGUGCCCAACUGCCUUGGGCCAGCUGUGACAACACCUGGAACACAGAUGGCUGUGUAAAUCUUGCUGCAAAGAAUUUGACCAUCAACCGGACAUCUCCAAUUAAUUCAACACCUGCAGCUACUGAGUUCUGGGAACACAGAGUGUUGGCUCUCUCUGGGGGUAUUGAGGAGAUUGGUAAGAUCAACUGGGAGAUUCUUCUGUGUCUCAUUGCAAUGUGGAUCAUAUGUUAUUUCUGUAUCUGGAAAGGAGUCAAAUCUACAGGCAAGGUGGUGUAUUUCACAGCCACAUUUCCUUAUGUGAUGCUACUGGUGUUGCUGAUUCGUGGGUUGACUCUUCCUGGAGCUCUGCAGGGGGUUGUGUUUUACCUGUACCCCGAACCGGCCCGUCUCGCUGACCCACAGGUUUGGCUGGAAGCCGGAGCUCAGAUCUUAUUUUCCUACAGUGUGUCUGUUGGCACUCUCACUGUUUUUGGCAGCUACAAUAAAUAUAACAACAACUGCUACAGGGACUGCUUGUGGCUUUCACUUCUGAACAGCAGCACCAGUUUGGUGGCUGGCUUUGCAGUGUUCUCUGUUUUGGGAUUCAUGGCCCAAGAGCAGGGCGUCCCCAUAGGAGACGUGGCAGAAUCAGGUCCAGGACUAGCGUUCAUAGCUUAUCCACAGGCAGUAGCCAUGAUGCCUCUCCCUCAGUUGUGGGCUGUUUUUUUCUUCAUCAUGAUUAUUUUGCUGGGGAUAGAUACACAGUUUGCUUCAAUGGAAGCUGUCAUGACAUCAGUGAUAGACCUGUUCCCUGUGGUGCUGCGCAAAGCAGGACGACGAGAAAUUUUACUCCUAGUCUUCUGUCUCACUUGCUUCUUUGGUCAGCUCAUCAUGGUUACAGAGGGGGGGAUGUAUGUAUUCCAGUUGUUUGACUACUAUGCCUGUAAUGGAGCCUGUGUUCUGUUCCUGUCUGUGUUUGAGUCUCUGGCCAUGGGUUGGAUCUUUGGGGCUGAGAGAAUGUUUGACAUUAUUGAAGACAUGACAAAGUCACGCCCUAACUACAUAUUUAUGCUGUGCUGGAAAUACCUGACUCCUCUCGUGUCCCUGGUUUCUUUCAUCUGUUCUAUGGUGGAGUACCAGCCCCUGACUUUUAACCGCUGGUAUGUGUACCCGGACUGGGCAUACGCACUAGGUUGGUUACUGGCCCUGUCCUCCAUUCUGCUGGUGCCUGGAUGGGCGCUGGUUCGAAUGUGUGCUGGGAAAGGGAGUCUGAAACAGCGUUGGUGUCACCUGUGUAGUUCUGAUACAGAGCUUCCUCUCACCUCUAAACAACUAGCUGAAAUGAAGGAAACUGCUUUCACUGCAGAGAUGGAAGACUUAAUCAGGAGGGACAUAGAGGAACAUGAAAAUGGACUUUGAAAGAAAAAUUAUUGAAUUUUGUAGUCAGUAUUUUCAUUGCUAUUCUUGUGAAUAAAAACCUGAAGAAACAAG
Messenger RNA from Rhinichthys klamathensis goyatoka, 1897 nucleotides. RefSeq names its product sodium- and chloride-dependent GABA transporter 2-like. Gene Ontology annotation, biological process: sodium ion transmembrane transport. The transcript has 14 exons. Gene Ontology annotation, cellular component: membrane. Bases 59 to 1825 code for a protein of 588 amino acids. NCBI's taxonomy places the organism in Eukaryota, Metazoa, Chordata, Actinopteri, Cypriniformes, Leuciscidae. The record is from RefSeq and is a predicted model, not a curated record.